Messenger RNA from Pan troglodytes (chimpanzee), 1146 nucleotides. RefSeq names its product proliferating cell nuclear antigen. Gene Ontology annotation, biological process: translesion synthesis; regulation of DNA replication; mismatch repair. The transcript has a single exon. Gene Ontology annotation, molecular function: DNA binding; DNA polymerase processivity factor activity. The record is from RefSeq and is a predicted model, not a curated record. Bases 156 to 941 code for a protein of 261 amino acids. Gene Ontology annotation, cellular component: PCNA complex. NCBI's taxonomy places the organism in Eukaryota, Metazoa, Chordata, Mammalia, Primates, Hominidae.
ACGGUUGCAGGCGCAGCAGAGUGGUCGUUGUCUUUCUAGGUCUCAGCCUGUCGUCGCGACGUUCGCCCGCUCGCUCUGAGGCUCCUGAAGCCGAAACCAGCUAGACUUUCCUCCUUCCCGCCUGCCUGUAGCGGCGUUGUUGCCACUCCGCCACCAUGUUCGAGGCGCGCCUGGUCCAGGGCUCCAUCCUCAAGAAGGUGUUGGAGGCACUCAAGGACCUCAUCAACGAGGCCUGCUGGGACAUUAGCUCCAGCGGCGUAAACCUGCAGAGCAUGGACUCGUCCCACGUCUCUUUGGUGCAGCUCACCCUGCGGUCUGAGGGCUUCGACACCUACCGCUGCGACCGCAACCUGGCCAUGGGCGUGAACCUCACCAGUAUGUCCAAAAUCCUCAAAUGCGCCGGCAAUGAAGAUAUCAUUACACUAAGGGCCGAAGAUAACGCGGAUACCUUGGCGCUGGUAUUUGAAGCACCAAACCAGGAGAAAGUUUCAGACUAUGAAAUGAAGUUGAUGGACUUAGAUGUUGAACAACUUGGAAUUCCAGAACAGGAGUACAGCUGUGUAGUAAAGAUGCCUUCUGGUGAAUUUGCACGUAUAUGCCGAGAUCUCAGCCAUAUUGGAGAUGCUGUUGUAAUUUCCUGUGCAAAAGACGGAGUGAAAUUUUCUGCAAGUGGAGAACUUGGAAAUGGAAACAUUAAAUUGUCACAGACAAGUAAUGUCGAUAAAGAGGAGGAAGCUGUUACCAUAGAGAUGAAUGAACCAGUUCAACUAACUUUUGCACUGAGGUACCUGAACUUCUUUACAAAAGCCACUCCACUCUCUUCAACGGUGACACUCAGUAUGUCUGCAGAUGUACCCCUUGUUGUAGAGUAUAAAAUUGCUGAUAUGGGACACUUAAAAUACUACUUGGCUCCCAAGAUCGAGGAUGAAGAAGGAUCUUAGGCAUUCUUAAAAUUCAAGAAAAUAAAACUAAGCUCUUUGAGAACUGCUUCUAAGAUGCCAGCAUAUACUGAAGUCUUUUCUGUCACCAAAUUUGUACCUCUAAGUACAUAUGUAGAUAUUGUUUUCUGUAAAUAACCUAUUUUUUUCUCUAUUCUCUGCAGUUUGUUUAAAGAAUAAAGUCCAAAGUCAGAUCUGGUCUAGUUAA